UGGAAGCAGGAAUUGCAACGGUCGAAAACCCGUUGUGCAGUAGUAAAUGCGAGCGAAGCGCAGGGGUGUGCAAUGAGCAGAAUUUGUUCCUUUUAACGUUCCUUCUUCCUUUUUCUCUCUCAUCUCAACGUUAUUAUACUUACAACAAUCCAUUCAUCCAUCUUUCAUUUUCUCUCUCCAUCUUCAUCUUCUUCUUCUACAUUAGUAAAGUAGCUACCUAGCUACUAGAAAAAAACAAUGGAGCCUGCAAAAAUAGACUGGAACAAUCUAGAUUCUGUAUUCAUAGUAGAUCAAGUUUACGAAAACAUCAAUGCUCCUCAAUUUGUUGAUUUCUUAUCCUCUACUUCUCCUCAACCUGACGACGUCGCUUGGUUCUGUCGUUCUGAUUGUAAGCAUCCAACUACUGCUCAAGAUUUCCUCAAAUCCACCCCUACUUCCAAGCUAUUGCGUUCGGUUAGUGUUUCCAAGCUAAUUGAUUGGACACGCAGGGAAGGUACUAAUUUGAAGAGGCGUGGUGGAGUUAAUCAAUUUUCUAAUCAGGAGGAUACUGAGAAUCAAAACCCUAAUUUGUCAACUCCUCAGAAUCAAAUUAAGCAUUUUAAUCAUGAUUAUAAAGCUGUUAUUAAGUCUAGUGCUGAAAAAGAUGAGUAUUCUGAGAUUAUGCUUAAGAGUGAUGAUAAACCUAGGUUAAACACUACUCAAUCUGCUAAGGAUUUGGGGAUUGGAUUGGAUUUUUUCGGUAAAAUUACCGAUUUCUGUAACGAGUUGAAGAAGAUGACAGGAACUAUUAAAGAGACAGAACAUGAUAGCUCGGUUAAACCAUUAGUAGGUGUACAAGAUGAUCAUCUUUUGGACAAGGAAAGGAAACCUUUGCUUCAGGUUAGACUUGAAUCUACCAAUGCGAAACCUAAGUUCCGGAGCAACAACAACAUCUUGAGACCUCAAGACGCAGAGAACAUCCCUGUUUCUCUAGAUAUCAACAAUAUAAAGGGCCAGCAAAAGAUUUCAUCAAUACAGAUGAACCCUCCUACGCCGCAAGGUUUUUCAGCCACUCGCGAUCCGAUCAAGGGAACGCCUCCAAAGGGUCCUAAAUCAAGGCUCCUGAAGGAGAGACAGAUUUUUCAAGAAUUGGAGCAGAGUAAGACACUGAGGGAAGAGCUCGAAGAAAGGAGCGAUAAUGGGAAUGCAUCUCUUGUUGCUACGCCUACGCCUGCGCCUGCCCCUGCCAAAGAAGGAAGAGCAUUGGAUGUCUUUUGGUUUUUGAAGCCCUGUACACUUUCAAGCUAAUCAAACACAAUUUUAGGCACUCAUCAUUCAUUUCAUUUCAUUCCAUUCAAUUUGUCAAAUAGUCAUACAUCUAUAGCUUUCUCAAUUCUUUCAUUAUUCAUUUGUGAUUAUGAUCUAAUAAUAAAGAUAAACUAUUUCAAACAUUGUACUC
This is a messenger RNA of Beta vulgaris subsp. vulgaris (sugar beet), 1438 nucleotides long. RefSeq lists its product as hypothetical. The transcript is spliced from 6 exons. NCBI's taxonomy places the organism in Eukaryota, Viridiplantae, Streptophyta, Magnoliopsida, Caryophyllales, Amaranthaceae. Bases 238 to 1287 code for a protein of 349 amino acids. The record is from RefSeq and is a predicted model, not a curated record.